ACGUCCGUCGCCCAGUGUCUUGUCUUUCUCUCUCUUUUCCUAACCUCCUUCCGCCAGCGCAGUUGACAGGCGGCAACGCUCCCUGUUUUAUUAUCACUUUUGUAAAUAUUUCGUAACAAUGGUGUCGUAAACGAUUUCCCGAGUUCAUGUAUUUUUGUGGGUGUGCGGUUAUGGUGUUCGUGUUUUUCAGCCACAUGCGCAAAUUAUAAGGAUCCUUUGCUAACUUGAAGAUGAUGAAUUCAAACUCUGCUGAUGGAGAGGCAACAGAGAUAAGGUUCAAACGCAUUAUCACCCCUGACUACACAGCUCAUCUCUCUUUUGAAAACAAAUCCUGUAAUCUAUGGCGGAGCCCAGAUUACGAAUGUCGUCAAAUUAUUCAAUCGAAAACAAACUGCAGGAGAUCUGCUUGUCUUUUCGUUCUUAUCACCAUAUGUAUAUUAUCAGCUCUAACAGCUAGUAUAUUUUACUACAUUAGUUCUAUAAAUGAAUUUCCUGAUGACAAUUCAACUAUCAGAGAACUCUACAGAAGUUUGCAUAAUUCUAUAAGCUCACCUUCCCUGACGGUUGGAAGCACUGAAGAGCUCAAUAAAAAUUAUUAUAAGUCGGAGUAUUCCCCUAAUUCCUUGGAUCUUUCCCCUCCAAAAGGAAAGAAUCUAGUCGUAAGUAAAAAGCUUUCUCACGAAAAAAUAGGCAUCAAAGUUGAUCCUGAAACUGCGACAGGUCGCAACUCAGUGAGUUUACUAAGAGAAAAAAGACAUGCCGUAAUUAAUGAGACAGAGUUAUCAACCACGAUAGACUCCUUGAAAAAAUUAUGCAAUGAUGUCGGAGAAUGUCAGGAAAAGCUGCUCAAUUUGACCACACUGAUCGAAAAUUUUAAAGAUGAUUUUGAAAAAAUCACAGCUUAUCUAGAGUAUUUGAAAAACAGCAAAAAAAAUAGCACACAUGGCCUCGAUGUUACACACCCACCCGAAGAUUUGCCCCAUGGAAGUCACAUAACAACUGUGGCUGAGACCUCAGAAUUAAUUGACAACCUGACGCAAAUUUUAACGGAUGAUCUAGACUUCACCUCCCCAUCAAGUGUCUCACCUUCCACAAGCAAGCUAACAACUGAAAAUCCUAUCAAUGAAAAGCCAACUUAUAAUACUAAUGAGCCAAUUGAGAAUCCUGCUACAACAGAGGCAAACACCGAAACACCAAAUUCCACUGAAAAACCAUUUUCAACCAAAGCCCCUAAUGAAAUAAACGAACCAAGUGAAAGUCCUAUUACAACAGUCACCCGCCAAGUGCAUGAAGUUAGUGAAAAUCCAACAACUACUGCCAUUAAUGAAACCCACAAACCAAGUGAAGCUCCCGUCACAACAGUGCAAGAUGUUGCGGAAACAGUUCCGGAAAAAUACGAGCCUGCUACUGUGGAACCCGAGCCUGUCACUCAAACGAAUUACAGCCAGGGGAUGAUCAGCGAGCCUCGACCCGAAGACCAGCCUGGUAACACGGACUCUGACGUAGCCUUCAUUCACUCUGUAGAAAACGAGCUGAAUAAAGAAAUAGUCACAACACCGUUUGAGGAUGAUAAAGUUAUCUUUACUCCUGCUCCGGUUGUCACACCCCAAAAAGUUGAUCCGAACGAAUCUGCAUCCCCUGCGAAUCUUAUAGAAGAUGAUAAAUACCUACCGUCUACCCCCAAGUACCAGGGCACAACUCCACCUUCGAAGCCCAGCCUCCAUGGCCACUCCAACAAUUCACAAAUAACGGAUGAAGUACUGCACAACCCAAUUCAUUCGCUGGAGACCAGCCAACAAGUUUACUACUCCCCGCCCAAAUUGGUCUGUAGGCCGGACGGGUCAUUCUGUUACUAUCCGCAACAAGCGCUUCCUUGCUGUAAUGCUGGAUUUUCUCAGCCGAUUCCUCAUCGUGCGCCACAAGAACAUGUUCUAAAUGUCCACACCCCGCAAGAAAUUCAUUUCCCAACAGCCAUAGCGUCACCCAACCCUUACCACAGUCCGUCAGGCUACCAGGGAUCUCAAAUUCCAGGAAAAACUUGUGUUCAGUGUGCUGCAUCCUACGCACCAAGUGCACCUGCAUCUUAUGCACCAAGUGCUCCUGCAUCUUAUGCACCAAGUGCGCCUGCUCACAGCCCCAUGGGUGGGUAUGCAGGGCCAUCACCGUACUGGAGUAUCUUCUCGAAUUACUACAAUCCGCCUCCUGCUUUUGGGUAUGCUCUUCCAUAUGCUGGGAAUGUAUAUGCGUCACCUCCAAUUUCCGGAAUAUCGGAAUAUGGUGUCCCUGAAUUUCAAGAUCUUCCUUAUCUGAGGAAUGUACAUGGAUCAAAUGCAACCGGGCGUGCCUCAAGCUUCCUUCUGAGUGGUGUGAUGUGCUCACCGUUUGAGCAAGCGUGUGCAGAUGGUUCCAGUUGUCUGUCAACCAUCAAAUGGUGUGAUGGUGAGGCCAACUGUCCAGAUGCCAGCGAUGAAGCUCAAUGUUCAUGUAAACAACGGAUUGAUAGGACAAAACUGUGCGAUGGAUACUUUGAUUGUCCAUAUGGAGAAGAUGAGCUGAGCUGCUUUGGCUGCGCAAGGAAUGAAUUCAGUUGUGAUGACUGGAACAAAAUGAAUCCUCGAGGAACUUGUGUCCCAAUAGAAAAGCGUUGUGACACUGUGAGAGACUGCUUGAAUGGCAAAGAUGAACAAGAGUGCUCUAUUCUUACCGAGACUGUAGAGCAAGAUCAGGACUUCCUGGUUUCCUACUCAAAAGGUUUUCUUCACCGCAAUUACAGAGGUCACUGGUAUCCUGUUUGUCCUUGGAAUGUGUACAGUCGCUGGGCAGUUGAAGCGUGUCAGUUAGAAGUAGGAUCUCAUGUGAAGAACAUUGAGAAAGCGAAUCUUGCCAAAGUUGAGAACUACAAAGGCCAAUUUAUCGUCGAGAAUGCUGAACAGCCAAAUGGCCGCAGUUACAUAGUAGCAAAUUGUGUGCCUCGGAAUUCAGCUAUCUACGUCAAAUGCCCUCCUCCUCAGUGCGGAACUCGCUCUGUUGGCCGCAUUCUAGGAGAAUCACUAAAUCGACUGAAGAAACACAUUAACUGGCGACAGGCCCUCAACGAAGUUGAUAGUGAUUUGAACUCAGAUGACUCAGAAAAAGACGAAGUUAUUGAUGAAGUCGAAGACCUAGUUUUAGAGAACGAUGUCUCUGGUAUCGUUAAAGAUGAGUCUUUUAUGAAGUCGCGUCUGCCAGGAAUAAAACCAGGUGCUCGGAACAAGUCAAAUGAGUUUGCAGUCGAUCAUUUUCUUAAUUUGCUCGAUACGGUUGAUGACCUUGUUUUGGAAGACAUAGAGUCUGAACUGGAAGAUUCGGACACGGUGCUCCCUGGGCAGGAAACGUUAAAACGUAUGGUUCGUGAAGAAGAAGCACGAGUUGUCGGUGGUAGUCCUAGUGAUCCUGGUGCCUGGCCAUGGUUGGUACUGAUGAACAGGGAUGGCUAUUUCCAUUGCGGCGGUGUCAUCAUUGAUGAGUCGUGGAUUUUAACCGCUGCACACUGCAUGCAAGAUUACGAAACUCAUUACUUUGAAAUUCAAGCUGGUGUUCUUAGAAGGUUCUCAUUUUCACCGCAAAGACAGAUUCGUUAUGUGACAAAUGUCAUUGUCUAUGAAAACUACAACAGAGUCGAUAUGCGGAAUGAUCUGGCACUCUUGAAACUAGACCGGCCUCUGAUCUUCAACCGAUGGGUCAGACAAAUCUGUUUCCCUCUCAAUAAGCCACCCUUUGGACCAAAAACGGGUGAAAUUUGUUCUGCUGUUGGCUGGGGAGCCUUACAUGAACAUGGUCCUGAUCCUGAUCAUGUUCGCGAAGUCCGAGUCCCUAUAUUACCAUUCUGCAAGCACCAAGCUGAUCGGGAAGGACGAGAAAUCUGUGCCGGGUAUGAGGAAGGAGGUGUAGACACUUGUCAAGGAGAUAGUGGUGGACCCUUACUGUGCAGGUUUGGAACCUCCGCUGAACGAUGGUACGUUGCUGGAGUGGUCAGUCAUGGAGAAGGGUGUGCUCGCCCAGGUGAACCGGGAGUAUACACGAGAGUAGCACUAUUCCUAACCUGGAUCGUCACAAAUGCUGAUGACGAGCGUCCUAUGCCAGCUAAGAUACCGCGACAACAGUGUCCGGGAAAACAAUGCAGCACAGGUCAGUGUAUCCCCUUGAAGCAUGUGUGUGAUGGUAUCGUCGAUUGUCUGAACAUAGAGGAUGAGAUGGACUGUGGCAAUGACAUUCUCUUACGGAAACAGCUGGCCAAAGCUCGUAUGAGUGUUAGCAGCUCAGAGGAUGAAGCCAGCGCAGAGAGAGAUGCUAAUGAAUGCGGCGCUGGAGAAAUGAAUGCUCAUAAGUUAUCCUGCCUCCUUGGAGUCUCCCUGAAGAAAAAUGAAACCUUAGCAUCUGCUGACAAUUCAACGCAAACCAUCAAACCAGUAUCAUCAGACCAGAAAAUAGACGUCACAUUAACAACGCUUCCCACCAGCUUGUCAAACACCUCUAAGUCAGAAAAAUCGAACUUUACUGAGAUGAAAGUGGGAGCAAGUUUGACUACAGUUGCACCUCAAAAAGACACAACAAGCAAAGUUGAAGGAACAACAGCAAGUCCCUCUUCAACCAAAGUCCCCUCAAAUUUUUCUGAAGUGACAACAACUGAAGAACAUGAGUCAAAUGAGCGCAGCGCAACCAAAGCAGAAACCAGAAAAAUAGAAAAUGAUGAAGGAACAGUACCCACUACGUACUCGCCGAAAGGUAUUUCUGCAGAAAUAACUACGAGUGCUCCGAAAACAAGCACCUCCGAAACACAAACUACACGCCCUGAAGUAGAGGUAUCUACCACGCUUCGAACAACAGAAAAACCAACUACAAUGUUCACAACAGAAGCACCAACUUCAUCCUCCACAGUGGGGAAGUUAUCUACUCAUCCCACUGAAGUCAGCGCAACGGUAGGUUCGACUUCGUCUGUCUAUCAAUCAAGCUCGACGGCAGCUCCAAAAAAAACUGAGUUCAGCACAACAGAAAUGCCAGACUCCACAACUGAAAUGAAACAAUCUUCAUCAACCUCUACAGGCCCAGAGUCAAGGAAUUCGGAUUCGCAAAGUGAAGUUAGUAUCACAAAAAACGAUGGUGAAACCUCUACAUCGUCAACCGAGUUGAACCCUACAGGUAAAGGGAAAACAGCAGAUGAUCAAAACACUCCAGCUAGUGGAAGCUCAGUCAUCAAUGAAGGAAUAUCUGACCCUCCUAAAGUAUCAGAUGCACCAGAAAAAUCUACGGAACCAUCGGUAAAUAUUACUCCAGUCUCUAAAGCAGAAUCAAAAUCAGCUGAAACAGAAAUGGUCACUGAAAAGACUGUCCCAGGUAGCACUACGCAUGACUCUAAUUCAGAAUCAAAAUCAAUAACAAAAAUUGCAGAAACUUUGCCUCAAGAUAAAGCAACUACAGUUUCAUCCAAAAAAGUAGAAACUUCAACUGUAUCCUUCAGUGAUCCCGUGCCAAUAACAGCACCACCCACCAAAUCAAGCUCUGAUAAACAGACUGAAAAAAUUUCUUUUUCUGAUAUAAACUCUGAAGGGCCAGCUCGCAGUUCUGAAGAAGAAACUCAAUCAACCGAGCCGCCAAUAAUUCUUUCCCCCUCACACCCAUCAACGGUCGAUAAACCGACCGAAGACAGUGGACCUCUAGACUCGGAUGAAAACGAGAACCUACGUACAACAACCUCAGAACCGAACACUGAGCUGACUGAUGUUACCAGUAGUUUAAAGGACACGGAUCCAUCAGGUGUCAGAGGAACAAAUUCUUUCAAGAACUCCCGCAAAGGAAAGAUGCUUCGAGAACCUUUUAAGAAAUACAGCAUGGACAUAAUGGUACCGAAAAAAUUUCAGUGUAAAACUGUGGAGCAGUAUAUUACUGGUGCAAAACGCUGUGACGGUUUUCCUGAUUGCUUCGAUAAAACAGACGAACAACUCUGCUCCUGCAAAGAUUAUCUGUUGAAUUUCGAUCCCUCCGCAAUUUGUGAUGGUAUUUUGCACUGUGCCGAUUACACUGAUGAGUCAAACUGCAACAGCACAUGUUCAGAAAAGGACUUUGAUUGUCCCAAAAGCAAGACUUGUAUUCCUGCAGAACUGAGGUGUGAUGAUAUUCAGGACUGCUUGUUCAAUGAGGAUGAGGAAAAUUGCUACUCUCUAAAUUCCACCACCUCUGCAGAAAACGUCAUCGAGGCUCGUAAGCUCUCCGCAAUAUCCUCUGGACUGGUUAUCAACGACUUCGAGAAUAUCUGGCAUCCCAUCUGCUUAGAGGAUUCUGAUGAUGAAGCUUUUGAUAAGAAUAUGGCAAAUCGCACUUGCUCUGAACUCGGCUUUGACGGAUAUGACAGUGUGCAACGAAAUCCAGUUGAAGGAGAUAACAAAUGUUUAGGUCUGAGCGUCAAGUGCUCCCAGAGACUUGGAAUGAAUUCUUAUCCUUGGCUUGCUGAUAUCUACUCAAAUGGAGUGUGGAACUGUACUGCUAUUUUGAUCGGCGAUCAGUGGUUACUGGCGGACACAUCGUGUGAUUUUGAUUUUGAAGAAGAAAUAGUUGUUGCGGUUCUUGGACGAAAUAAUCAGCGGUCUCCUAUGCUAUCACCUUAUCAACAAGUCAUAGAUAUCGACUUUUUAACCAAUGAACCCAAGAGUAAAGCUGCUGUAUUACACCUCAGAGCUUCUAUUAAACCAAGUGCUGACGUCAAACCUCUUCUAUUAUCAGCUUCAAACUACGAGGAUAGUAAAUUUGAUAUAAAAUGUGUGGCAGCAAUGCACAAUAAGUCAAAUUCUAGCACACAGGUUUUUCUUAAACCAGCCCAAGAACCAGAAUGUUACGGGCGUAGAUGUUUUUACGCGCCUGAAUGUGAGGUUGACCAACAGGAUCUUCACAUAGGCGAUAUUGCCUGUUUUGGAGAGAGUGGGUGGUAUAUUGCUGCGAGAGUAAAACACAGCGUUCCGUGUGAUUCUGAUUUGUUGAAACUUGAAAAUGGUCAAGUGAUUCAUGAAAAUAUUCCUUCGCUUCUAGAAAGUGUAAGCGUUCAAAAUUCAUCAUCAUUGGAGUGCGAUGGUUUUCGAUGUGUAUUUGGGAAGUGCAUCGCAUGGGACAAAGUGUUUGAUGGCACUCCAGAUUGUGAAACAAAAUCGGAUGAGAGUGAGAAUGCUCAAGCGUUGAAAAGAGAAUUCUGUCAAUCAAAUCCCGCUUCAACAGCCUGUGAGAAGUGUGCUGCAAAUGAAUUAGACUGUGGAGAUGGCUCAUGCAUUCCUAUUUCCAGCAUCUGUGAUGGCAGCGAGCAAUGCUCGGACGGGAGAGAUGAGCCUGCUAGCUGUGUUAAUUUCAAAUGUGUCGAUUUUUUGAAGCUAAAAGAUCCCUCUCUGGUCUGCAAUAAUCGAAGGAAUUGCCAUGACAAAACUGACGAACUGGACUGCCCCAGCUUGUGCGACCUUGAGACUUCUUAUAAAUGUGCCAACUCAACUAUAUGUCUGCCGCUUGAUUUUGUUUGUGAUGAUGCCCAAGACUGUCCAUAUGGUGAUGAUGAGUCGUAUUGCCUGUCAUUUUAUGCCAACUCAAACGGAAACGAAGGAAUUAUUCGAAGGAGAUCGUUCGGCGUUUGGCAUCCUGAGUGCUUGAAAUAUCCAUUCAAGACCAACAAAUUUGACAAAAUUUGUAAUAAUCUAGGAUUCCAAAAACACAUGAAAGCAACGCCGAUUAAGACUCAUGGGAUCGAAUCUGACUCUUAUGGAAUAGUAAUUUUGAACGAUAAAAUAUCUUUCCCCUUGAGGGGUAAUAGACCGCCCAUAACACUGAAUAAUAGUAUCAACUGUCAAACUGCCCAAAUAACAUGUGAGUAGUAUUUCUAGACUAUAACUUUCUUGUUAUCAUUUAUUUGGAAUGAUUAGUCCAUCUUGAAGUUAAGUCAAAUUAAUUUUUUAAGCCUACUAGAAAGGCACAAAACUUCAGAUUUCAGGCAGUUAUGUUCCUAAAAUGAAAAAAUAACACUGAUAAAUUUUAAUAUGGCUAAUUUUUAUUUCGUUUCAAAAUUCAAAAUUUUCUCUGUAGGUUUAUUUUCAAUAAACUUCAGUUACGUUUUCAAAGUAGAUUUCAACGUAAGAACUUGAAUGAGCACAUUGAAUCAUCAUUGAUUCCGACAAGUUUUUCAAGUGCCAUAGAUAUUUAUCAAAAUUAUCAUUUUAAAAAUCAGUGUAUGAAUAUUCUCAGCUUUCCUCGGGCUGUUUCCUUGCUUUGAUUAUUAUUUUUUUUUUACUUCUUUUUUCAUUGAAUUAUAGUAUACUUGAUUCAAUACAUAUCUAGUGAGGAUGGCAAGUUCGUGUAGACUCAAGUUAUUAUUAAAACAGUAAUUUAAAAAAAUGGCAAAUUUUCUCUCAAAAUUUUUUUAAAAAACCUCUGAAUUCUUCAACACGAGAAUUUUGAAAAUUUAUCUAAUAUUUUAUCGCGCCUCCUCUUACAUUAUUUGGUAGCUGGCUUACAAUUUUAUUGUAAGUAUUUAAAAAAAGAAAAAUAACAAAAUAUUCAGUAACUUUCAAAUGAAAUGAUAGUUACGCCUCCUUCAUUCUCAAAGAACAAACAAGGUUGGAACCUUCGUUUGAAAUAGUAACAUAAUUUGGUCUUAAUCAUAUUGUGAAAGAGUAAUUUAUAUUCUUAAAAAUAUGAUUGAUGCACUUUAUUUAUUUAUUUUUUUUUUUAUAAUUUUUCAAAAUUAUGACAGGAGAGAAAAUUGGACAGGGCGGAAGGAUUGUUAAAAAUUAUAUUCUUACAGGAGGACUAAAA
Bemisia tabaci is the source of this 8820-nucleotide messenger RNA. It is a transcript of the gene ndl, whose product is annotated as serine protease nudel. Lineage: Eukaryota; Metazoa; Arthropoda; Insecta; Hemiptera; Aleyrodidae. Gene Ontology annotation, molecular function: serine-type endopeptidase activity; protein binding. The record is from RefSeq and is a predicted model, not a curated record. Gene Ontology annotation, biological process: proteolysis.